This is a messenger RNA of Leptopilina boulardi, 1277 nucleotides long. Its product is annotated as mitochondrial pyruvate carrier 2-like. Gene Ontology annotation, biological process: pyruvate import into mitochondria. Gene Ontology annotation, cellular component: mitochondrial inner membrane. The record is from RefSeq and is a predicted model, not a curated record. NCBI's taxonomy places the organism in Eukaryota, Metazoa, Arthropoda, Insecta, Hymenoptera, Figitidae. The coding region runs from base 161 to 535 and encodes 124 amino acids. The transcript has 4 exons. Gene Ontology annotation, molecular function: pyruvate transmembrane transporter activity.
GUACGCCAGCGCAGUCACAAUUUUUCAGUUGCAGUGCGCGGGUCGAAUUUUGUUUAGAAUUUUGAUUGCUUCUUAUUAAAUUUAAAUUAUAUUGUAGUUAGUGUCAGUUUAUUUUUUUUUAAUUUAAUUUUGUCUAAUAAAUAAAAAUUAAUAUAAAAUCAUGUCUCUCGUGUAUAAAAAUUCAAUGAAAGCAAUAGGAAAAAUAGUGCCAGGAUCUCUACAGCCUUUGUGGAAUCAUCCAGCUGGUCCACAAACAAUUUUCUUCUGGGCACCGGCUUUUAAAUGGGGACUUGUAAUAGCAGGACUUGGAGAUAUACAAAGACCAGCAAGUCAAAUUUCUCUUGGUCAAACAGGAGCAUUAUGUGCAACAGGAAUAAUUUGGACACGAUACUCUUUAGCAAUUACACCAAAAAAUUGGAGUUUAUGUAGUGUUAAUUUUUUUGUCGCGUGCACUGCAAUAUAUCAAGUAUUUAGAGCUAUACAAUAUCAAAGAGAACAAGCAGCUUUAUUAGAACCAGCAACAAAUGGGAAAUGAUGACAAGUUUCCAAUUAUUAAAUUAAAAUUCAAACCAUAUAGGAACCAAUUAAAUCAAUUUUAGAAGAAACUCGUAAAACAAAUUUAUUUUCUGGUUCUCUCGUUAUACCAGAAAAAUUAUUUGUUUUCAACGAAAUGCUAAAUCGUUCAAUAGCAAAAAUUAUAAAGAUACUGAUUAACAAUUAAAUAAUAUUUUUACAAUUAUGAAUUAAGUUAGAAAAUUAUCAACUUCCAAACAUUCCCAGUAAAGCAGAAUUUUUAAAUACUAAUUAUUAUAUAUUAAAUAAAUUGUAGUUUGUAAAUUAUACAGAAAUUCUAGAUUUUUAUUUUAAGGACCGAGAGAAAGAGAGAGAGAGAGUUAUGUACAUAACUGUUAUGCUCUAUGCAUAAUGUUAUGUUUGGCUCAACAAUUGUUACAAAAUAGAUUUAAGUUUUUGCUGGGAAGUGUUGUGUUAGUAAAUUAAAAAAGAUUGUAAAAUAUUAUACAUAUUUUCGAAAGUACCUGUACUCAUGUGUUAAUGAAAAUUAUAAAUGGGAGUGGAAAAUUUUAAAGUGAGAUACGACUUCCAAACUAUAUUUUCAGUAAGCAAAUUAUUUAAAAAUUGAAUCUACAAUUUAGAUUUAAUUGAAACUAAUGGCGCUGGUUAAUAAUAUUGUAAACACUGAAAUUAUUUUAAUUGAAAGAAUCUAUUGUAAUUAUAAUUCGAACAAAAUAUACGUGUAUUUUUGUUACAAAACCAAA